GGUCCUCCGAUCUCCACCCCACUCCUUUUCAUCAUCAUCUAUCAUAUCUCAUAUAUAUUCUCAUCAUCUAUAAUUGAAAACACGCAUAGUAGAGAUUAAAAUAAUGUCGUCUCAAAUCACAGAGGAGAUAAGAAGGAGCGCAACGGAGCUGUACAAAGGCGACGAAAUCUGCCAAGAGAAAUCCAAAUUCCUGCUCAAAGAAGUGGGCUUACCCAACGGCUUACUCCCCAUGAAAGACAUGGAGGAGUGUGGCUACGUUAAGGACACGGGUUUCGUGUGGCUCAAGUCCAAGAAGAAGACGGACCACAAGUUCGAGCAAAUCGGGAGAUCGGUCCAGUAUGGGACUGUGGUCACUGCCUACGUUGAGACGGGUCGGAUCAAGAAUCUCACCGGAGUGAAGGCCAAGGAGCUCAUGCUCUGGCUCACCGUCAACGAGAUAAGCGUCGAUGACCCCCCCACCGGGAAGAUCCACUUCAAGAGCACCACCGGCUUGUCCCGCACCUUCCCCGUCUCCGCCUUCCAAAUCAAGGAAGAAGGAAAAGAAGAAGAAGAAGACCAGACCAAGGACAAACAGGUGGUGGCCACACUGGCCACCAAUGCACCCUUGCCUGUCAAGGAACUUUAAUUAAGGCCGCGUCCAUAGGGUCGAGGGUUCAACCUUUUGGGGAAAAAAGAAUUCUAAUUAACCUUAUCAUCAUGGAUUAUAUUGUAUUCAAUAUAUAUAUAUAUAUAUAUAUAUAUAUAUAUAUAUAUAUUAAGUAUGUCCUAGCUAGGGUAGCUUCAUAUUUAAGUUGCGAUAAGUAUGACAUUCUACAACUUAUAUUAGACCGGAGUCCGGUCGUACGUACGUACUAAGCAUUAUGCCUUCUGAUCAAUUCUUAUAUAUGAAUGAAGUAGCUGCUAUUUUUAUCU
This is a messenger RNA of Ipomoea nil (Japanese morning glory), 912 nucleotides long. RefSeq lists its product as uncharacterized. The record is from RefSeq and is a predicted model, not a curated record. NCBI's taxonomy places the organism in Eukaryota, Viridiplantae, Streptophyta, Magnoliopsida, Solanales, Convolvulaceae. Bases 104 to 625 code for a protein of 173 amino acids. The transcript has a single exon.